CAUUUUCUCUCGCAGUUGUAUGAGUCUUAUGUUUUGCAUGGGCGCGGCAACACUUCAAAAGGUUCUACGGUAUUGUGUUCCUUUCCUUGAGGAAACUCCCGUGACAAAGUUCAAACGGGUUCUCGUUAUUUUAACAACCUAAAGGCUUUAGAAGAAAUCCAUGGAGGCUAUCGCUAAAUUCGAUUUCGAAGCCACAGCGCAAGAUGAACUCAGUUUUAAACGUGGAAACGUACUGAAGGUUUUAAAUGUCAAUUGUGACAACAACUGGUACGUGGCUGAACUAAAUGGAAAAGAAGGCCUUGUUCCCAAAAAUUACAUCGAGCUGAAACCACACAGUUGGUUCCACGGGAGAAUUACGAGGGCCAAGGCGGAGGAGAUACUCUCCAAGCAAAGAUUUGACGGGGCCUUCCUCAUCCGAGACAGCGAGAGCACUGCAGGAGAUUUCUCCAUUUCUGUCAGGUCGGGUAAUGAUGUCCAGCACUUUAAAGUCCUCCGUGACGGUGCCGGGAAGUAUUUCUUGUGGGUGGUGAAGUUUAACUCUCUCAACGAACUGGUGGAGUAUCACCGCACCUCCUCCGUGUCCCGUAGUCAAGUCAUUUACCUCAAGGACAUGAAGGCCGUCGCUGAGACAGAGGUGUACGUUCAAGCGCUGUUUGACUUCGACCCCAAGGAGCCCGGGGAGCUGGGUUUCCGGCGCGGUGACAUCAUCAAAGUCACGGAGAACACCGAUGCCAACUGGUGGACAGGCAUGUGCCACGGCCAGGUGGGCACCUUCCCUCGUAACUACGUCACGCCAUACAACCACAACACCUAAUGGCUGAUCCGCCUAGCGAUGACGCCGCAAGAAACGAGAGACUGGAACGACGGGAUGAAAAGAGGAGAGGGAUGCUCACAGAAACUGAGGGGACUUCGUGCACAGUUUUUUGGAGGGGGGUCUCUUGACAGCUGGGUGGAUUGGUUUAAAGUCAGUGAGGUGGCUGGAUGAAGGCUUGGCGAUUGCAGGCGUUGGCGCCCUUUUUCUCACGAUGCUACUUGGACCCCCUUCUUCUCUGUUGCAGUUUUUUUUUUACUGUCGCUUCGAAAUCAAAAAGGCAUUUGAAAAGACGUUCUGACAAGGCCGAGUUCCAACAGUCCUUCAGUGUCAAUGACUAAAGAUUGGCAUGGUGUUAUUAAUGAUCUUGUUCUGGGAUGUCUGAAUUCAUUAUAUUGAGCUUCAUGUUUUUCUAUUAAUAUGUUGAUGACAGCCUUGUUUUGUUGGAAGUGGUUUUGCCUGUUUUUGUCCUUUGUGUUAAUGUUGUUUUAUUGGCUAUGGGACCAGUUGUUUCAUGGGAAAUGCUGUUUUUCAGUACUAUUUUAGGAGCACCACUGAUUAAAUGAAUAGCAUCUCUAAGCUUGUGUCUGCAAUACUGCUCCUGAACACUGAUUGCACAUUCAUUUUACAUGGGGACUAAUUGUCUUCCAAAUUUAAGAAAACAAGAUCUACUAAUAUCGUUUUUUUCAUUUACUUUAAAAGAUACUGUAAACUUGUUUUAAUUACAAUAUUGUUAUAACUUUUCACAGUUGUAUCUUUCUCGUGGAAUGUCAUAUUUCACAGAUGCAGUUCUGCAUAUGAAAAGUUAUUGGUUUGCAUGAAAUCUAUCUUUUACAUUAUCAAUGGUGGCCAGCUCUUUUGGUGAACUGUACAUAUUGCUGAUUUUAGCUUUGAGGCAAAAUCUUCUUAAUUAUGUCAUAUUUAUUCAAAUGAUUUUGGAUCAUGAAAGUAGUGAUCUUGCUGCAAAAUGAAACACAUGCUGGGUGUGAGAAGGUUCUUUCAGAAUUUGUUUUACUACACUUUCAACUUUUUACUACAGUGAGGAAUACUGUUGGUCAUGUGCUUACAGGGAAUCUUUAAUCUUUUCGGGUGCGAAACUGGAAACCACAAAUGGUACCUUAAAUAUUCUGACCUGGAGGAUGGCAUUAAAUAUCACCAGAAAAAGACAUAUCUCAUGUCCAGGCUUUCUGGAGACUUAAGUAAGGAUUGAUGAUAAAUCAUCUCACCGCCACAGCCUUUUCUGUCCUGUUUACAAAAUGGGGUCAAAUGAAUGAUAAAAAAAAAAGUUGUAAAGUCAACUUUAAAAUGUUUCACCAUCCCAGAUGCACUUCAGUAUGUUGAAUAUGGAAUCAGUCUUAAGGGCUUCAAGACACGAGGACAUGGUCCAAGGACUGUUGUUCAAAGUUUCGUUGUGUGAAGAGGUGAAAACAAUGGAAUCAGUCUUAAGGGCUUCCUUUUCAAGACACGAGGACAUGGUCCAAGGACUGUUGUUCAAUGUUUCGUUGUGUGAAGAGGUGAAAACAAAAAUAAUAUAUACUAUAUAUUAAAAUAAGAAAAUAACGACAAAUUAUUUUACACGUUGACAGAGGGUUUCAAACAAGCCCCCAUCCUUUGCCUUUCAUCAUCUAUUUUUGUUCAACCAUACAUGGAACGUACGGUUGAGAACGUUUUGAAGAACGUUGGAAGUUCUUCAAAAUGAGAGUGAUAGAGUGCAAUGUCCAUGACUGAUUUUUGGAUCAACAUUAAGACUUAAAAUGAAUCAUAGGAACCUAAUAGGCCUAUGCCUUUUGUAAGGAUGCCUUCACUUUAUUAGACACAAAGAACAAUUUUAACUGGACACAAAACUCUGCUCGGAUGAAAAGUGGAGAGUUUGGGAUUUUUUUAACUGGGUUUAACUUUAACUUUGGUUUGUUGCCUUUUCCCCUUCCUCUCAUAAUUAUAUUAAUCUAACGUAAUGAUAUCAUUACUGUGUGGCAACCGACACCCCAAGACAGUGUAAUUCUUGUUUACAUUUUGCUGGAGUCUUUACUGAUAUGGUGUAUGUACAGCCUAUGUGCAUUGGUGUUCAGAGGGUCAUGGGAGCAACUGCUUUCCAUGUCUGUCACAAUUUAUGAUUUGCUUUGAAGUUGACACAGCAUGUAGAUGAAUGAAAUAAAGUACCACAAUCAUAUUUAG
This is a messenger RNA of Hypomesus transpacificus, 2986 nucleotides long. It is a transcript of the gene grb2a, whose product is annotated as growth factor receptor-bound protein 2a. The record is from RefSeq and is a predicted model, not a curated record. The coding region runs from base 161 to 814 and encodes 217 amino acids. Gene Ontology annotation, molecular function: protein binding. Lineage: Eukaryota; Metazoa; Chordata; Actinopteri; Osmeriformes; Osmeridae. The transcript has 6 exons.